AUGCCAGACCAGAACAAGAACCAGAAGACCUACAAGCAGCAGGCGUCCGAGUACUACAACCGGCAGUACGAGAGCUGGAUGCCAUGGGUUGAAGACCAGUAUCUGAAAUGGUUCACGAAAGACAACAAAACGUCGUAUGCCACCAAGCAACAACUCGAGAAGACGAAGGUCACCGGCGUAGAUCAAGUCGAUAACCUCCAAGACGGCGUCAACAACCUCGUCAGCGGCCAAGUAGGCAAGGGCGGGCUCGCUCAGCCCAUCGGCGACCUGGCUUCGAAGGAGGGCGUCAACCGCGCCGAGCGAGGCGGCAAGGACGAGCAGGGACGACCGGUCGAGAGCCAAGGCCCACUUGGCGGGUACGGACAGGGCGCAGUCGAUGGCGUGAAGGGCGCCGGCAGCGGCGUGGCUGGCGGUGCGAAGAAUGCCGGCGGUUGGGUUGGAGGGCUUUGGGGUGGGAAGAAGGGCGAGGAGCCCGGUGACAAGAAAUAG
Molecule: messenger RNA, 489 nt
Organism: Trematosphaeria pertusa
Lineage: Eukaryota; Fungi; Ascomycota; Dothideomycetes; Pleosporales; Trematosphaeriaceae
Exons: 2
Coding region: 1-489 (162 amino acids)
Source: RefSeq, a predicted model, not a curated record